AUGACAAAUCAGGCAAAUAAAUCAACCAUCACUCACCCGGACGAUAUGUCCUUUACUUCGGUACAAGUCAUCCCUUGGAGUUGUGCUCUUGCGACUGAAGCUGUUGUCAUUUUCGUGGGAAACUUGCUCACAAUUGUACUUUUUGCACUUAACAAGAAGCUACGAUCUAAGAAAAGUUUAUAUCUUGUUUUGAAUAUGGCAUUUGCUGAUCUGUUUCUGGGAGGUGUAUGUCUCCCUAUGUAUGUUUAUUUCCUGGCUCAUGGUCAAGUUAAAUUUGAAGAAAAAACUCCAACGUUUUUUACGAUUGUUUUCUACGUUUUCGCACAAGCAUCAUUCAUUACUGCUGCUUUGAUAUCUUGUGAGAGAUUUUACGCCAUCUAUUGGCCGCUGAAGCACCGGCAGACACUUUCUACGCGAACAUACGGGCUCGUUAUUUUGACACUUUGGACAUUAAGUGUCUUGGCUUCUCUUUUUACAGAUUUUCUCGUGCAAUUCUUACGCCUGGUGGCUCUGAAUUCUUUACUGUGUUUAACCUUCGUGUCUGUACUUCUAAUCAUCAGCGGCCUCAAUUUUGGUGUUUGGAGAAAGAUUCAGCAACAACCUGUUCCUCAUCACCAAAACAGAGCCUUACAAAGACGACGCUUAACGAAGACUUUGUUAUUAGUAUCUCUCCUCGCCUUGGGUUCUUGGCUUCCAGUUUCUGUUUACAAUUUGAUAGCCUUUCUUGGAUAUAGGAUGUCUAACAACAUUUCCCUCAUAACGACCUUUACCUAUUUCUCCAACUCGUUUAUCAAUCCAAUAAUGUGCGCACUAAGAAUUCCUUAUUUCAAGGAGGUUCUCUGUUUAUGCUGUUUUACAAGACAUGAGGUGAUGACGGCAGCGAGGAAAAUAUAG
Porites lobata is the source of this 894-nucleotide messenger RNA. NCBI's taxonomy places the organism in Eukaryota, Metazoa, Cnidaria, Anthozoa, Scleractinia, Poritidae. The record is from the annotation of a GenBank genome assembly.